AUGGAGGAGAAGAAGAGCAAAGUACUAGUAAUUGGAGCAACAGGAAAUUUAGGAUACCAUUUAGCACAAUUUAGCCUGAAAUUCUCACACCCCACUUUUGUUCUUGUUAGAGACUCUGCUUUCAAUGACCCUCUUAAAGUACAAAAGCUUCAGGCUUUGUCCAAUUCUGGUGCCACACUCAUAAAGGGGUCAUUGGAGGAUGAGAAGAGUCUUGUGGAGGCAGUGAAGCAAGUGGAAGUGGUGAUAUGUUCAAUCCCAUCAAAACAUGCUCUUGAUCAGAGGGUUCUUAUUAGAGUUAUUAAAGAAUCUGGGUGCAUCAAGAGAUUCAUUCCUUCUGAAUUUGGAGCGGAUCCAGAUAGAAUUCAAAUAUCUGACAUGGACUACAACUUCUACUCGAGAAAAGCUGAGAUUCGGCGUCUUGUGGAAGCUGAAGGCAUUCCCUAUACUUAUAUCUCCUGCAACUUCUUGAUGAGCUAUUUGCUUCCUUCACUAGUUCAACCGGGGUUAAAGACUCCACCCAGGGACAAGGUCAGCGUGUUUGGAGAUGGGAAUGUUAAAGCUGUCUUUGUGAAGGAACAGGAUGUUGCUGCCUUCACAAUAUGUUCAGUGGACGACCCACGUACAUUGAACAAGGUGCUGUAUUUGAGGCCUCCAGGAAAUGUUUACUCGAUGAACGAGCUAGUUGAGGUUUGGGAGAGUAAGAUUGGGAAGAAGCUUGAGAAGAUUUAUGUACCAGAAGAUGAGCUGCUUAUAAAAAUCAAAGAGACUCCAUAUCCGGACAACAUGCAGAUGAUUUUCAUAUACUCUACAUUUGUAAAAGGAGAUCACACAUACUUUGACAUUGAUUCUUCCAGGGGAGCAGAAGGGACGCAACUAUAUCCAAAUGUGAAAUACACUACAAUCAGCGAGUUUUUGGAGACCUUGUUGUAA
Molecule: messenger RNA, 930 nt
Organism: Dovyalis caffra
Lineage: Eukaryota; Viridiplantae; Streptophyta; Magnoliopsida; Malpighiales; Salicaceae
Source: the annotation of a GenBank genome assembly